CAGCGAGUUUGAUCUCUCUUAAACACCGUAGUUAAUGCAUCUCCAGCAAGAACACACACACGCAUGGGGGGAGAGAGAGAGAGAGAGAGCAUAAAGGGGAUAUAACUUUUAUGUCUAAUUUUAGGGAGAUCAAGUUUGGUUGGAAAAUUGUAGUUGGCUCAAUAGUUGGAUUCUUUGGUGCAGCAUUGGGUAGUGUGGGAGGCAUUGCUUGCCUUGAUCAUUGGUUUUGAUCCCAAGUCUUCCACUGCCAUUUCUAAGUGUAUGGUAAUGGGUGCUGCAGGUUCAACAGUAUACUUCAAUUUGAGACUUAGGCACCCAACACUGGACAUGCCCCUUAUAGAUUAUGAUCUAGCAUUGCUCUUUCAGCCAAUGCUCAUGCUAGGCAUCAGCAUAGGAGUUGCCUUCAACGUCAUGUUCGCCAACUGGAUGGUCACAGUUCUACUUAUCAUUCUCUUCUUAGGUACAGCAGCAAAAGCUUUAAUGAAGGGCAUAGAAACAUGGAAGAAAGAGACAAUGAUGAAGAAGGAAGCAGAAAAGCAGUUGGAAUCGGAGUCCAAACCUGGCGUUGCAGAGGGUUCUGGAGAAGACUAUAAACUGCUACCUAGUGGUCCAGCUUCAUUGCCAGAUGAGCAGGUAAGUUCCAAGAACAUUCUAAGCCGGUAUUCUUUUGCAACUUCUUUGUUAUCUGCAAUUUUUAAGUGGUUUCAGCUUUUGUUCUAUUGAUAGGAUGAGCAGCUCUAUGCAGGUGCCUAUGAUAGAAUUCAUAGAUUUUUGGAUGUGUUUUUGGAGAGAAAUGAGAGAGCGUUGCUCUCUGUGUAAGAACAGAAAAAGAAAUUGAAAGAAAAAAAUGAAGUCAGCUGUAUUUCAUUGUAUAUCAAAAAAGAGAUAUAUCCGUUGAGGAGAGAGAAGUGAGAUUCUUCUCUAACUGCCUCAAUACAAAACUCAAUCCUAGCCAUUGAACUAUCAUCCUAUAAGAUGAUUACACUUGUCUCACUCUAAACCCUCACUUAAAGAGCCACUUGGAUUCUAAUCCAAGGGUCCUUAUUACAAGCAGCAGAAACUAAAGUUUUUAAAAGAAAAUCUAAACAACAGAAACAUUUAAGUGGACUGGAAAUAGGCGGCAAAGAGGAUUUUUGGCUCAGCUCAAAGGGUUACACAUCAACACUCCCUUCUAACCCUUUGACUGAUUUAACUCCAAGCAAAUCUCUGAGGUACACAAAACGUUCCUUGGAUAAAGCCUUGGUUAGAAUGUCUGCAAUUUGAUCUUCAGAUUUGCAGUAGAUUAGCUCAAUUUCCUUUGCUUGGAUAGCUUCUCGGAUGAAAUGAA
Messenger RNA from Prunus persica (peach), 1327 nucleotides. RefSeq lists its product as uncharacterized. Gene Ontology annotation, biological process: protein ubiquitination. Gene Ontology annotation, cellular component: Cul4A-RING E3 ubiquitin ligase complex. The transcript is spliced from 6 exons. NCBI's taxonomy places the organism in Eukaryota, Viridiplantae, Streptophyta, Magnoliopsida, Rosales, Rosaceae. Bases 262 to 723 code for a protein of 153 amino acids. The record is from RefSeq and is a predicted model, not a curated record.